Molecule: messenger RNA, 1813 nt
Organism: Musa acuminata AAA Group (dessert banana)
Lineage: Eukaryota; Viridiplantae; Streptophyta; Magnoliopsida; Zingiberales; Musaceae
Product: cytochrome P450 71A1-like
Exons: 2
Coding region: 122-1630 (502 amino acids)
Molecular function (GO): iron ion binding; monooxygenase activity; oxidoreductase activity, acting on paired donors, with incorporation or reduction of molecular oxygen
Source: RefSeq, a predicted model, not a curated record
CACUUACUCUCCUGUGUGGUAAUUUUUCUUACAUGUUGGGCUGGAAGCAAUACUUGCGUGCUUCGAUUGGUCUCUUUCAUUUCCGAUAUGCACGAGAGAAGACGAGCAGCCACAGGCGAUCAUGUCUUCCACCCUGCCGACGGCGCCGCUCGACCCAUCUCUACUCACGACCCUCUUCAUCAUACUCGUGCCUCUCUCUUUGCUGCUGCUUCUGCUGCAGGUUAAGAGGAACUCCCGUGGGCAUCCCCCUUGCCCGCCGCGGCUUCCCCUCAUCGGCAACCUCCACCAGCUGGGCCCACUACCGCACCGCUCCCUCCAUGCCCUGUCGCAGCAACACGGCCCGCUCAUGCUACUUCGCCUGGGCCAGGUGCCGGCGCUCGUGGUCUCCUCGCCGGACGCCGCCCGGGAGGUGCUGCGCAACCAGGACCACGCCUGCGCCAGCCGGCCAGCUAUCAAGCCGGCCCGAAUCCUCGUGUACGGGUGCAAGGACUUGGCCUUCGCGCCCUACGGCGACUACUGGAAGCAGCUCCGAAAGAUCUGCUCCGUCCACCUGCUGAGCCCCAAGAGGGUGCAGUCGUACCGGCUAAUGAGGGAGGAGGAGGUGGAAUCCAUGAUGGGAAAGAUCUCGUCCCAGGCUUCGGCUUCGGCGAACGUCAUCGACUUAUCCGAGGUCUUGUACUCUUUCGCCAACGAUGUACUCUGUCGAGUUGUUUCAGGGAAGUUCACGAGAGAAGAAGGGAGGAAUCGCCUGUUCUCCGAGCUGGCCGGCGAGAACUCGGUGCUUUUGUCCAAGAUCUACGUGGGUGACUACUUCCCGUGGCUAGGGUGGCUGGAUAUGUUCUUCGGUAGUGUGGCCAGAUGCAACAAGAACAAGGCGAGGUGGGAUAAGUUGCUAGAUGAGGUGAUUAAGGAACAUGCAGUUCGGUCGGCGCAGCAUGGUGGGGAGGAAAACGACGGUGAGGAGAAGGAUUUCGUGGAUGUUCUGCUCUCUCUGCAGAAAGAUGCAGCGAUGGACUUCGUCCUCACAACUGAAGAUAUCAAGGCACUUCUGGAGAGAGAAUGGGCCAUGGCGGAGCUCAUCCGGAGUCCCCGAGCGAUGCGGAAAUUACAAGACGAAGUGAGAAGAGGAAGAGGCAGCGGGGAGGGAUUGAUCAGAGAGGCGGAGGUGAGCCAGAUGGCGUAUCUGAAAGCAGUCGUGAAGGAGGUCCUCCGGCUGCACCCUCCGGCCCCGUUGCUGCUCCCGCGCGAGCUGUUGGAAGACUGCAGUAUACAAGGGUUCAGCAUCCCCAAGAAGGCGCGCGUCUUCGUGAACGCGUGGGCGAUGGGCAGAGACCCGCGGAGCUGGGAGUCGCCGGAGGAGUUCCGGCCGGAGAGGUUCGCGGACGGCGCAUUGGACUUCACGGGCAACGAUGUCCGGUACGUGCCGUUCGGAGCAGGCCGAAGGAUUUGCCCCGGUCAAAACUUCGCCGUCGCUGCUCUGGAGCUGGCGCUGGCGAACCUGGUGAGCCGCUUCGACUGGGAGCUGCCUGGUGGAUUGACGAGGGAGGAGCUGCAAAUGAACGAGGCCCCUGGAAUCGUAACACAACGACAAGGGCGGCUUCAUCUUGUUGCCAAACCAUGGGGUGCUUAGAAAAGGAAACUAGUAAAUAGUAAUAACUUGUUGUGUGCAUGCUAUGACGUAAAUGAUGCAUAUGAACUCCGAACCUGAGCAUUAUCAUAAGCCCAUCGAACGAUACCACAAUGUUCCUCAAACUGUGAUGCUUAAACACUUGUAUCUACCUUUCGGCAUUCUAAUGUUGGUGCUUCGAUAAUA